Messenger RNA from Aspergillus alliaceus, 569 nucleotides. RefSeq lists its product as uncharacterized. The record is from RefSeq and is a predicted model, not a curated record. Bases 119 to 412 code for a protein of 97 amino acids. The transcript is spliced from 3 exons. Gene Ontology annotation, biological process: protein ubiquitination. Gene Ontology annotation, molecular function: ubiquitin protein ligase activity. Lineage: Eukaryota; Fungi; Ascomycota; Eurotiomycetes; Eurotiales; Aspergillaceae.
UUUAAGCGUAUACGUCGUGACGGCUAUUUGGCUACUCUUAAGAUCCUACUGUCUCGCAUAUUCGAGUCUAGCGUUUAGUACAUCAGAUCCCUCCGCAGAUGUGUCGCCACAGGAAAACAUGGAAAGAAGACUGAGCUGUCUAGAAAGAGUCGCCCCAACUAAGCCAUUCAAAAGCUGGUGGUUGUCGAUCCAGACGAUACGAUCCCCCUUGAAACAGUCGGAUCAUAUAUUCACCUGUUCUAUCUGUCUUGAAAAGGUCCGCAAAAAGGACCCUAUCCACACCCUUCAAUGUCGCCACGUAUUUCAUCGACAGUGUCUGGAAAAUUGGUUCUUGGGCUACCAUAACCAAUGCCCGAUAUGUAAAAAGCCCUUCUUUGAAGAGCUCGAUAUGGAUCCGGAGGAUGCAGUGUAGGGCUACCUUGGAUUCUGAAGGUCGGUUUCUUUGUUUCUUUAGCAUCCUAUUACCUAACGUGAACACCCAGUGGUUGUCUUAUUGCAUAUUUUAUAAGCGUGGAGUUGCGCGGCACUCGUGGGUUUUACUGGGAGUGGACUUUGACACUAAGAGUUCC